AUGAACAUCUUCUCAAGAGACAAGAAGGAAAAGGGCGGCGAAGAUAACGAUGCAGGUUCUGAUUCUGGAUCUGUGGUCUUGAUGGAAGGACAUAACUUUAAUCGCAAUGAUAUCCUGAUCUGUGCUACUAAUGGAAAACUCUACGCAAUUCACAAGAAAGAUGGAUCACGCUUAUGGCGAUCCAAAUACCCCACAGGCGCUUACGGCGGUAUUGUAUCUUUGUUUGUCACAGAUACCGACAAACUGCUGGCAGGUGCUCAAGGAAAAACAGCCUGUAUCGACAUGAUGACGGGAGAAGCACUUUGGGUGAACAAGAUGCCAGGUUUUGGCAUUGAAGAAGUAUCGAUUUUAACCACACCCAGUCGGUUCCUAUCACCAAAGAAGCAUCCCAAUGAUAUCGCCACCGCAGCCUCGCAUCAUGACCAGGACGAGCUACCACCACCGGGUUAUGACCAGGAAGGGACGCAAGACAAAGCUGUUGUCAUUGCAUGUAGCCGAGGAAAAGUGAUGGGCAUCGAUAUUGAUACAGGAGACACGCUAUGGGUAUACAAAUGCCCAGGUGGCGGUUUCAACAUUCCUGUGUCUAUCGUUGAGCCGCCCAGUCUGGAGGAUGACAGGCCACACCAAUUAGUCUAUGUGGGUUCUGGUAAAUGGGUCUACUGUCUCAAGGCCAAUACGGGUGAUGUUGUCUGGAGUGCCAAGGUGUCGAAUGCACACUGGGGAUAUAGCUACAUGACAUUGGCAACACCUUGGAGCUCUCGGCUUGCUGCAGAGGCAUACUCUGCGUUCAGUCAAAAUCCAUCUGCUCAAACAAGAGACAGAAUCCGCCAACAAGAGAAUUCUCAGUAA
Messenger RNA from Mucor velutinosus, 849 nucleotides. RefSeq names its product RNAPII degradation factor. The transcript is spliced from 2 exons. NCBI's taxonomy places the organism in Eukaryota, Fungi, Mucoromycota, Mucoromycetes, Mucorales, Mucoraceae. Gene Ontology annotation, molecular function: protein binding. The record is from RefSeq and is a predicted model, not a curated record. The coding region runs from base 1 to 849 and encodes 282 amino acids.